Messenger RNA from Eimeria mitis, 480 nucleotides. RefSeq lists its product as uncharacterized. The record is from RefSeq and is a predicted model, not a curated record. The coding region runs from base 1 to 480 and encodes 159 amino acids. The transcript has 3 exons. NCBI's taxonomy places the organism in Eukaryota, Apicomplexa, Conoidasida, Eucoccidiorida, Eimeriidae.
AUGUUGUUUUCGCAAGAUCUCCCUCUUUUUCGUACUGUCAUCAAGCUCAAGCUGCAAGAGCUGCGUGUACACCCCAUUGGGGGCAGCAGCGGCGCUGCUGCAGCAAAGGCGCAGCAGCUGCUGCGUCUUCUGCAGCAGCAACAGCAACAGCAGCAGCAGCAGCAGCAGCAGCGGUGGCUCCCUGCUGCUGCUGCUGGUGCUGCAGCUUGUGGAGCAGCUGCUGCUGCAGCGCAGCAGCAGCAGCAGCAGCAGCAGCAGCAGCAACAGCAGCAGAGGGGAACUCUUGAGAGCAGCAGAGGGGGCGCUGAGAGCCGCAACAAACAGCAGCAGCAGCAGCAGGAGCAACAGCAAUACCAGCAGCAGCAGCAACAGCAGCAGCAGCAACAGCAGCAGCAGCAGCAGCAGCAGGAGGAUCAGCAGCAAGAGCAGCAGCAUCUGCUGUUGGUUGGUUGUUUUGUCUUCUUGUUGUUGAUCUAUUAG